This is a messenger RNA of Entelurus aequoreus (snake pipefish), 1288 nucleotides long. RefSeq names its product serpin peptidase inhibitor, clade F (alpha-2 antiplasmin, pigment epithelium derived factor), member 1 (gene serpinf1). Gene Ontology annotation, biological process: negative regulation of endopeptidase activity; negative regulation of angiogenesis. The transcript has 7 exons. Gene Ontology annotation, molecular function: serine-type endopeptidase inhibitor activity. Bases 1 to 1215 code for a protein of 404 amino acids. Lineage: Eukaryota; Metazoa; Chordata; Actinopteri; Syngnathiformes; Syngnathidae. The record is from RefSeq and is a predicted model, not a curated record.
AUGAAGCUGACAAGCCCCCUGCUGGUUUUGGUCCUGGUGGUUCUGGGUCUGGUUCAGGCGCAGACCGGCGACGAGGAGGCGGGCGCAGAGGAAGAGCAUGUGGAGCUCUUCACCACGCCCGCCACCAAGAUGGGCGCCGCCACCUCGGACUUUGGCUACAACCUUUUCCGCGCGCUGGCGUCCCGCGAGGCGUCCACCAACAUCUUCCUGGCCCCCAUCAGCGUGUCCGCGGUUCUGACCCAACUGUCCAUGGGGGGUUCCGAGCGAGCCCAGAGGCAGCUGUUCCGGGCCUUGAGGUACCACACCCUGCAGGACCCUCAGCUCCACAACACCCUCAGAGACCUGCUGACCUCCGUCGAGGCGGCCGGCAAAGGCUUCAGCGGCGCCGCUCGCAUCUACCUGGCCCGACGCCUGCGUCUCAAGCAGGAGUUCUUGGCGCUGGUGGAGCAGCAGUACGCCGUGCGGCCCAAAGUCCUGCAGGGCGGAGCACAGGACACCAAGGCCAUGAACGACUGGGUCUCCCAGGAGACCGGCGGCAAGAUGCAGCGCUUCUUGGCGAAGGCGCUCGCGCGGACACCCGGGAUCCACGCGGCCAGCGCCGCCUACUUCAAAGGGAAGUGGGCGACGGCGUUCCGUCAGGCGCCAACCUUGGACAACUUCCAGCAGGAGGGCAAAGCGCCUGUUCGUGUUCCCAUGAUGGAACAGGACCACUACCCCGUCAAGAUGGGCAUAGACCCUGACCUGAGCUGCACGAUCGCUCAGAUCCUGAUGAACGACGACGUCAGCAUGUUCGUCUUCCUGCCCGACGAGGUCACCGCCAACCUGACGGCGCUGGAGGACGCUCUGACCGCCGAGUUCGUGCAGGACUUGGCCAUGACGCUGCAAGCCACCCACGUCGCCAUCGCGCUGCCCGUCCUCAAGUUCAGCUUCUCCACCGACCUGCUGCCGCUGAUGGCCGACUUGGGGCUCACUGAUUGGCUGGCCAACACGGACCUGGAGAAGAUAUCGCCGCAGCCCGUCAAGCUGGUCACCGUCAACCACAAGGUCGCCAUGGAGACGGCCACCGAGGGCAACCAGCCCCCGCCCGCCACCUCGACAAGCGGCCACCUGCGCUACCGCGUGGACCGCCCCUUCGUCUUCCUCAUCCGUGACGAGGCGUCGGGGGCGCUGCUCUUCAUCGGCAGGGUGCUCGACCCCAAAGCCUUGACCGCGUAACGCUCUUAGCGGGUCCUAGGAGGGAAGUGAAAAUGUUUCUGUUACAUUCCUGAAAUAAAGUCGGUAAAACAAA